Messenger RNA from Tauraco erythrolophus (red-crested turaco), 1299 nucleotides. It is a transcript of the gene SLC38A11, whose product is annotated as solute carrier family 38 member 11. Gene Ontology annotation, biological process: amino acid transmembrane transport. Gene Ontology annotation, molecular function: L-amino acid transmembrane transporter activity. Gene Ontology annotation, cellular component: membrane. NCBI's taxonomy places the organism in Eukaryota, Metazoa, Chordata, Aves, Musophagiformes, Musophagidae. The record is from RefSeq and is a predicted model, not a curated record.
ACAGAUGACCGAACAGCCCUCGUUAGUAAGCCCGGGAAUAAAGGAGGAAACAGUGAUUUGGCAUCAGCUGGAUUUAACAUUAUCAACUCUAUCAUAGGAUCAGGCAUUAUAGGAUUACCAUAUUCAAUGAAGGAGGCUGGUUUUCCACUAGGAGUACUGCUUUUAUUUGGGGUCGCUUAUAUCACAGAUUUUUCCAUUAUAUUACUGAUCAAAGGAGGAAACUUCUCCAGUACCAACACCUAUCAAGAGCUGGUCAGAAAAACAUAUGGUCUUGUAGGUUAUCUAAUUCUUUCAACUCUUCAGUUUUUAUAUCCAUUUAUUGCUAUGAUCAGUUACAACAUAAUAACAGGAGAUACUUUGACUAAAGUUUUUCAGAGAAUUCCUGCAGUUGGACCAGAUAAUGUGCUUACUGACCGUCACUUCAUAAUUCUUCUUACCACCGUCAUCUUUACCUUGCCUAUAUCUUUAUAUCGAGACAUAGCAAAACUGGGAAAGGUAUCUCUUAUUUCUCUAAUUUUAACCAUUGUCAUCCUGAUUAUUGUGAUGGUGAGAACAGUAACAUUCGGUCCACAAGUACCCAAAUCAGAAAAUGCAUGGAUAUUUGCAAAACCAAAUGCAGUACAAGCCGUUGGGGUAAUGUCAUUUGCAUUCAUCUGCAACCAUAACAGCUUUCUAAUAUAUGGGUCUCUAGAAGAACCCACAUUAAAGAACUGGUCUCGAGUCACACAUGUGUCUGUCUCAUUUGCUGUUGUUAUCAGUGUAGUGUUCGCUGCAUGUGGAUAUAUCACUUUUACAGGAUACACAGAAGGAGAUAUAUUUGAAAACUACUGUAGAGAUGACAACCUUGCUACAUUUGGAAGGUUUUGUUAUGGAGUCACUGUAAUACUGACCUUCCCCCUUGAAUGUUUUGUGACCAGAGAGGUGAUUGCCAAUGUGUUUUUCCAUGGGAACCUCUCAACAGUUUUCCAUAUUGUUGUGACAGUAGUUAUCAUUGCUGUGGCGACUGGUGUAUCAUUAGCGUAUGAUUGCCUUGGAAUAGUUUUAGAGCUGAAUGGAGUUCUGAGUGCUACCCCACUUGUUUUUAUCAUCCCAACAGCGUGUUAUCUAAGGCUGUCCAAAGAGCGAUGGAACCAUUCAGAUAACCUCAUAUCCUGCCUGAUUCUUGCUGUCGGUGUGCUAGUGAUGACGGUUGGGUUUGUUUUGACUAUCUUACAUCCCCAGGAAUGCAGCCAUGGAAAAGAAAUGUUCUUCUGCUUCCCUAGUAAUGUUUCUUUUCACAAUAGUACACUUCCACCAUAG